Molecule: messenger RNA, 5438 nt
Organism: Pocillopora meandrina
Lineage: Eukaryota; Metazoa; Cnidaria; Anthozoa; Scleractinia; Pocilloporidae
Source: the annotation of a GenBank genome assembly
GGAUUACAGCGCCCAGACAAAGAAGAGCAAAUAGCAAUUAGUGUCCUGACUUUCCCGUUUCUUUACUUUACGUCUAAAAAGCAACAAGUGGGCUCGAGCUAUGGAGAUUCGUAUGCAGACUUUUUGUUGUGGAUGUAACCUGCGAACAGGCAUUAUGUUAAUCGGCCUCUUCGGCAUCGUAUGUAUCCAUAUUUUCCAUACGUAGUUUGCCAUGUUUGUCAUCGAAUGACAGUAUCGAUCCUGCGUAGUUGGUUGUGUUUUGGUAGUUUCCAGCGGCGGAGCCGCAGCGAAUUCUUAUGGAAACGGAGGGGAGAAUACAGGGAAACCGCCUGCUGAAAAUUUAAAGGAUUACAAAUCUAACGAGCUCAUCAGAGAACGGAAAUUCAGAAAUGCCACCGAAGCAAAUUAUCAUGUCGCAAGAGCAUUAUUUUUUGUGGCUUUAGACUCGUAACUACUCAAAAGUCCUUUUUUCUUUUGACUGAUAUAGUUCUGCAGUUGAAAUUGUGUUCAAGUUUGGAUAGCGCAUGAUGCAUAGUGCACCCGGAAUGAAGAGGAGGAAAUUAAUUUGGCGCGGUUUUUCUUUAGGGAGAUAAUUAGAUUUAUUUAGUAAAAAUUCGUAAAUGUGUUGUUGUGAGUCCUUCUGCGAAUGGGGCUUUGAGCGCGACGCACAACGAGUUUGCUUGAAAAUUUCAAAAGGUAUAUAAGGCGGUGUUUUGCCGGCGCAAAACACCGCGUUAUAUCAGUUAGGGCUAUUUUCAUAAUUAUAAAACGGAGCUUGUUUUAAAUCGAUCUCGUUCUCUGAUAGCAUUCCACCUUGAUAUGCAUUAUAUCGAUUUUUUUUUGGAGGAAACAAACCUUUGAGAGUAGUAAACAGUGAAAACGAUUGACAAUUUGAUCUUUGUAAGAAGAAUAGCCAGUUGCCCUCUGGCGCUGGAAGAAUGUCAAACACGCGUAUUUUGUGACACUCUGUUCAUGAAAUAAACGCGUGAGCAAAUGUGUUAUUGUUUAUAACUACGAGAUUUUCCUGGUGGCAAACUAACAUCUUACCAUGAACCAAGACUUUUUAACGUUGUGUUAAAGAGGAAUUUCCAGAGAUGGUUUCUUAAGAGUAUUUGUAACGCGUGACCCAUAUGGUCGACAAGACGUGCAUUUUUUUAAGAGCCAAAAGGUACUCAGAGAUGUGUUAACAUAAACUUUCUCAAGGCUGAAGGCUGUCACGCCGUGCAUGCCCUGAACUGUGAUUUCGUACCUUUAAAAGUAGCCCGCAUGAAGGACAGGCCGAUCAUUCUUUGCGUUUUCGCGAGAGAAGCACUCGCUUUUCGCGCUCACCUCGCGUGCAAUUCACGUUGUCCCAUGAAAUGUGAGAUUUGAAAGUAGCAUACUCAACUAUUGACGGUAUUAUGGGUAUUUUACGCUAGAGAAGGCCUCAAGAUAGUGUUAUCAUUCAAUAUUGCCCUGUUAAAGCGCCAAAAAGGCCAUUGAUUUUCUUUUCACAUAGUUCUCAAAUGGAGUAGGAAUUUACUGGAACCACACAGCCGCGGAAACUGGUGAACUGGAUGCAUUGCCAAUCUCCCAAAGAUACAAAAAAGGUAUGCAAGGCAUGUUCAUUGACUGGAUCUACACAGAGAGUAUCAAUGGUCCUUUACAAUUUAGGAGAAUAUGGAUUUCACUCAUGCUAAGAGAUCAUCAAAUUCGAAUGAGAUGCAUGCAUAGACCUACAAAACAACCUCUACGUUCCGCAGUAAAUAUUGCGAAUGAGACGCUUAACUCUUGAAAGAAACCUCUUGCAACGAGAUCCAUAUGAUGUGAUAUGACAGCUAGUUUGAAUAUCUGAAAUGCAGCCAACUACUGCGAGGUCGUGGUCAUUAUAAAUCUUCCGAAACCAUCCUAAUUUACUUCGGGUGCGUGAACGGAACUCUGAAUCAUUCUCCACUGCUCCUCUAAUUUCUCGCUGCCAAUUUGCAAGUAAGAACUUUUCCGUGGGGAAUAAUCUCUGGCUUGAAAGAACCCUUAGUGAACACUAUUUAUUUUAAAUUUCAAACUAUUGUAUUUCCUUUCUUUACAGUUUUAGCCGAUUUGAGUAUGGUUGCCCUUGCAUUUUCCGCCGUUUCAAUGUUGGCGGAUGUCUUUCUUUUGAUUUCCUAUUGCAUGGUAAGAAAACUGUGACCCAAUGUCCCUUUUUCCUUUUAUGACCACUUGUUUCGUUUAUAUAAUAGCUCGUUUUUUCGAGUGAAAGUGAGUUAAAGAUAGGUACACUUUGAACGAGAAUAGAAUAAGGUUCAGAUUUAUAAUUGGAGUAGUUUUCAAAUUAGUGUCGAAAGCAAUCCGAAAUUGAACUGGUUUUGCUUUACUUUGGUCUGUGAUUGGUCCAAAAAACUCGCUCCAUCCUCUCGACCAAUCAGAUGUAAAACUGAAACCAUUCACGUCUUGGUCGCCCACGCGUUUUCUUCCCGCGCUUUGGGCAGUGAUUUGGUUUACAAAGGUAUUUUCCUUCUGAUUGGCUCUCGUAAUUACUUUGGGUUUGGUUUUACGACACUGAAUCGAAAAGCGCAUUACAAAGAAAUCUAUCGGCUGGCUUGCUAACUUAUUAUUUCUUCUCACUUUAAGAAUACACGUUACGGGAACAAAUAUUUACCUCGUUUUGUUUUCUUAUCAUCAGCCGAGCAGAUAUCUGACACAUUCCUGGAUUAUCUGGCGAAUUUGUGUGAUUUUCGGCUCCUUCAUUUUGAACAUUUUUCUCAUGUCUGUUUGGGAGGGGGUAAGUCUUUUCCUUCCGUGAAUAUGUUUGUGACAAUUGUUUAACAGUUAAGAGAGACGUUAAAUUUCAAUCACGGUAAUAGACUGUAGCCUAGGAGUGGCCGUUCCUUUCCCCCCGCAAAGGAGGAAGGUUUCUUCUUGGGGGAGGGGGAACUGCUACUCGUAGGUUAUAAUGCAGUAGAAUAGGAUGCGUUUUCGUUUUGUCACGAGCUUGGGACAAAGAAAAUUGAUAACUUAGAGAAUUUCCAAGCUGAAUUUAUCGUCUUAAAGACUUUCGCUCUAACAUAUUUCCUGUUUAUUUCUUCUUAGUUCUUGUUUUUGUUCUGCUUGAACAUCUACGCAUGGCUGUUAAUGGUGAGUUUCACCUCUGUACACUGCUUUGGCUUUAAUCUAAGAAUCCGAAGAUGUUCUGAGUUAUAAAUGUGACACAUAUUCCGUUUGAUUCGUUCAUUCCAUCUUUCUUCGCCUGUUCUUUCCUUAGUUCAGCCAGUCAUUCGUUCAUUCAGUAGGUCAGUCAUUAUGUCAGUCAAUCAAUCAGUCUGUCGGUCUGUCAGUCAGUCAUUAAGUUAGUCAGUCAUUUAGUUAGGAAGUCGAUCUGUCAGUCAGUGUGUCAGUUAGUUUGUCAGUAAGUUAAUAUAAUUUAGGUUUUAUCAACUGAGUUGAUGAUGACAAUUGGCCACCGUAAAGAGUUUCAAAGCUGACAUUUCAAGCGUUAGCCCUGUCAUUCGCUCUAAAAUACCAAAAUUUAUCUUCCUCGUUCCCCUACCGACGCAGCACCAUAGUUUCUCUAGAUACAUACCCCUGAUUUAUUUGUCAGUUAGUUAGACUGUCAGUCAAUCAUUCAGUCAGUCCGUCAGUUACCAUCUCUUUUCUAAAUAGUCAGUUCUGAAAUAAACUACCAGGGUCCAAGAGGAUCCAGUGGCAUUCUACUCUGUUCAGCUGUGUUUCUAAAUUUGCUUUGGAAUAUAAUUCAACAUCAUUUUUAAGCAUUUUAAUUCAUAUUAUUGUCGUGUGAUAAUCGUUUAUUUUCUACUGUUUUUUAUCACAUAAACUGCGGUGUUAUACAGAGAUUUCCGGCCCUGAGAAAAGUCGUAACAACACGCGUGAAAAAAGAUCGUAUUUUUUUCCACGUGUGUUGAUAUAGCCAAUCGGCUGCUGACACGUCAAUCGCCUCUGGCGCCACUCGGUCAGAUUCAUGAAUGAACAGCAAGUCUUCACCAUUCUCAAUACAAGUUGUUCGUCGGAGGUUUCUCGAAUUGUUUGUGGCUAAAACACUAAAAAAUCCGUAUCGCUGACAGACAGUGAGGUUCAAAUUUUCCUAGAAGAAGGGGAAGAAAACCAAUAUACUAAAAGAAAAACCGAAAGUUACUUAUUCAGUGGCUUUGGUGUUAGCAUUUCUCUCGGCUGAGAAUGAAAAUCGACAACUGGAAGAUUUGCCACUGACCGAUUUUGGCCGUUUACCUGAAAGACUUCUUCUAUCGGUAAGGAUAAUAAAAGAGAAUUUUGUAAAUUUAAAAUUACGACCAUUGUUGUUUUUGUAAUCAUGAUUCAAUGCAUUUUUCUAUCUUAAGAGUUAGCGCCAACGCACUCUACGGUUGUUAUUCGGGGAUUGUCGAUUCGUUAAAUAAGUGAAGUCGGCUUUUCUUCUCAGUAAGAGCUCUUGUGUUUAUGUGAUAAAACAAAAUAAUACAUGGUUGCUUGUAGAUAUGGAAUUUCUCUUCUCGUGUUCAACUCGACAUCUCACUCGUUCGCUCCGCUCACUCGAGAGCUAUCGAGUUAAACGCUCGAAGAGAAAUUCCAUAUCUACGCGCGCCUGUGUGUUAUUCUCUCCACAUAUUUACAUUAAUUUUCUUUUUCUUUCAAUUUCAUUCCUUUUUUUUUUUCGGUUAUCAGGUUUACUUCAUUCUUGUGGUGUACUCAUACAUCGAUACUCCUGGUCCGGAACGAACAUCGUUACAAAUGAGUGGAAGCUCGGUAAUAAACAUAACGUAGUCAUGGCAUCAUUUUCCUAUAAAACCUGCCAUUAUUUACUGCCUGGGAGAGGGGAGGGGGAAUCGGCGGACAAUUUUGGAAAGGAUUACAUCGUUUUCAGGGGAAACGAAUGGGGGUUCAGUCAGUCAUUGUUGACACAGUGUAAAGGAAGGAUCCUUAAAAUAUUUCAGGAACUCAGGUAACUUUUAUCACACGACAACCAAAAUCCUUUGACAACCCCCCCUCCCCUCCCCCGCGAUGUAGAUGUAUAAUGACCAGUCCCUAAAGUAGAAUAGGUAGAUUACAUUCCUUGCUAUCCCGGAUGAGAUAGGGGUGGGUAGACAUAUGCUCUGUUACUGGAUUGGACUACAGAACUAAGGAUCGAGUGUUCCUUCGAAGCGUUUAUGUGUAGAGCUUAAGGAUAAUUAAUCUAAUUUACACCGCCUAGGAACAAGAAUUGCCGGAAGUUGUUUUUUUGAGGAAAUCCUAGAUAUUUUUUUUUUAGUUAUCCGUAAAAGAAGAGUGGAGCGAUUCUCUAUUGGGCAACCUAAAACUAAAUCAAGAAUACUCACAGUCGCCGAUCAGACCAAAAGAAAAUAUUUCAAGAAACCAAUAAGAAACAAAAGUUUGUUAAAAAAAUGAUUUCUCUAUCUUUUUUUGCAGCACCAUCAAUACGAUGGACUUGCUUGAUUCACCAAAAUCAGUCUUAC